Molecule: messenger RNA, 387 nt
Organism: Pseudozyma flocculosa PF-1
Lineage: Eukaryota; Fungi; Basidiomycota; Ustilaginomycetes; Ustilaginales; Ustilaginaceae
Exons: 2
Coding region: 1-387 (128 amino acids)
Source: RefSeq, a predicted model, not a curated record
AUGAGGUUCACCUCUGCGAUCCUCUCCCUCAUCCUCGCCGCCCCUCUGGCGGUCUCAGCGUACAGCCCGGUGCCCCCUGACGAGCCGCUUCUGCUCAACUGGCAGCUGCACAAGGUCGGCUUCGCCUGGGUGUGGAUCAACACGCUCGGCUACGCCAUCAGCGUGCAGACGACGCACAAUUCGAUGUGGACGCUCGAGCGGUACGACGACGCCUCGCAGCAGUGGAACCAGGUGUUCAUGCCUGUCGACUCUGGCACCAUCAUUGGCGGGCAGACCCAGCAGCUCCAGUCCAACAUGGUCGACAUGGUGAAUGGAAAGGCCAAGUUCUCAAUUCAGGUCAACGGCAAGCACCACGUCGUCCCCCCCAUCCCUCAACCGUCUUCGUGA